UGCAAACGUUCAUCUACACCAGUGUUCACACGACUAUGCGGCUCACUAUGAGGGAACUUGGCGUAAUUUUGUUCCUUUUGGCUCUAAACCACAACAUUCAGGCCCAGACAACAAAAUCAGAGGCCUGCAGUCUACCGCCAGAUGGAGGGCCAGAAUCAGAGGAAGAGGUCAGGGUAUAUAUGUACUACGAUGCAGUAAAAGACAACUGCUAUCCUUUCCGAUACUCUGGGAAAGGUGGAAAUGCGAACCGAUUCACAACAGAGAGGCAGUGCAUGAGAAACUGUUCGCAAAGAGCCGAUGAACUCUUUCCCAGGGAAGAAAGAAAAGCUUGCUAUCUUCCAAAAAAGGCAGGGGAGUGUUACGGUCACUAUCUCCGUUAUUACUACAGUCCUGAGCAUCACACAUGCAAGUCUUUCUACUGGUCCGGCUGUGUGGGUAACGGAAACCGGUUCCUCACGAUGAACUGGUGCAAUACCACGUGUUACAAUGCAGCAGACGAAGGCCUUGAAGACUAUUCUGGUGAAUCAGAUGUACCAGUCGGAAUUAUCUUGGGUGUUGUGUUUGGACUUAUUGGUGCUGUUAUUCUCAUUGUGGUGAUUGUCUUCGCUGUGAAGAAUAAAAACAAGCCUAGCUCGAAGAAACGUGGGAAAAAAGAUGGAAAGUCUGCAGAGAAACCGCUGAAAGAGCAGGCCAUCGAGAUGGGAGAGGGAGAAGCACAGCCAGCCACUCUUGAAGUCUCUACAAUCCAGUCCUAAAUUUUUAACCAAUCGCUGUUUGCAAUUUUUUUUUUAAAUAAGAUGUACAGGUAAAAAAUGUUUGACUGUAAUAAAAAGGUAAAUACUUAAUAUUCCUGUUGCUUAUUUACUUGUACUUUAUACUAGUGUCUGUAUAUUCGGGAGUCCAUUUCUAAUUUGCAUCGUUUUAUAUGUCAGCUAAACUGGCCAUAUCACAAUAAACAUAUAAUGAAAGAAA
Molecule: messenger RNA, 972 nt
Organism: Puntigrus tetrazona (Sumatra barb)
Lineage: Eukaryota; Metazoa; Chordata; Actinopteri; Cypriniformes; Cyprinidae
Product: BPTI/Kunitz domain-containing protein
Exons: 6
Coding region: 36-755 (239 amino acids)
Molecular function (GO): serine-type endopeptidase inhibitor activity
Source: RefSeq, a predicted model, not a curated record